Messenger RNA from Didymodactylos carnosus, 2316 nucleotides. NCBI's taxonomy places the organism in Eukaryota, Metazoa, Rotifera, Eurotatoria, Philodinida, Philodinidae. The record is from the annotation of a GenBank genome assembly.
AUGAAAAAUUGUCCGUUGCUAUCCAUUGUCAUUCAACUCUUCUGUGAAUCACUGAGUGAUGAUGAUAUGUCAGCUGCUUUCGACGAUAUAUGGAACUCUCUGACCAAUGACGGACUACGAUCCACCACACAGCAUUUUGACCACAUCCUCGAAGAUGGAAUGAAAAGCUUAUUAGAAGAACCUUCCGAAGAGGAGGUCCAUAGUUCUCUAUUUAUGGCUCUUCGAGAAUAUUAUCGAGAUGAAUUAUUUCAAAUUUUGAAAGACAGUAAUGUACUGGAUCGAGCUAAUUUGUAUAAACUGGUAUUGGAAACGUGUUGUAUUUGUCGGGCUCAUAUUGAUGGUUCGUCAAAGACCGUAGCAGUUGAAGAUCGAAAUAUGAUUUUUCUAACGAAAAAUGUUAUGAUACGUGAAGGUUCAAGGUGUUGUCGUGAACAUUUAGAAGAUGGUAGUUUAAUACUCGAUGCAAUAAAUGUAGUCAAGCCACACAAGAUCGAAAGUACCUUAUUUAAGACGGGAGAUGUUCAAUUGUUAAUAAAUAAUCACACAACAACAAUAGCACGUGAACUUAUGGGUGGAAGAAAUGACACACUUGUGCCGGUUAUCGAUGGAACAUACAUUUAUAUACAAGUAAAUGAAAAGAAACUUCAAAGGGAAAGUUGUUUUGAAGCUAUCAAACAAUAUCAUAGCAAUGAUACUAAUAAAGAAGAUAUAUUUGAAACAGCUCGAAUGUUAUUAAGUCGCCUACAAGAAGUAUCUGAAUUAAAGACAAAAUAUUUGUGUGUUUUUUCUUGUAUUUCAAAUCAAAAAAUAUUUGACGAGUGGCAAAAGGAGUUGUCUCGUUAUUUAGUUGAAUUGUCUGAUAAAAUGGAAAAUCUGAGUGUCACGCAAAAAAUUGAGGCUUUAAAUACUAAGCUGUUGAUUGUAAAAGCGUUAAGUAGAUUAGAUGGCUUUUUGGAAGGUGAAAAUGAUGUCUAUAAAAAAGUGAUAGAUGAUAUUAAAAAUACCGAUUAUGUACAAGUCGCUUCUGGAAUGGUGGCAUUACAGUCGUCGAACGAAGUAGGAAAACAUUUUCAUGAACAAGCUAAACGAGCCCCUGGCGUUGGUUUGGACAAAGAUGCUUUCAACCAGAUCGAAGCACUGAAAGAGCGUCAGAAUGAUGUUGUGUUGAAAGUAGUUAAAAAAUAUUCAGAAAUGGAUAUUACUGGAUAUACCUUGAAUUCACCAAAAGAUAUUUUUGAAAAAUUCGGAAAAGUCAACAAUGCAAAUGAGAUAUAUAAUGAGGCUGUAACUACUAUCCGAGACAGAAUUAUCGAAAAAUUCAGAAAAGAAUUAGAACAAGCUAAGUUGAAAAAGCCUCCAAAUCCGGAAAACCUACAUAUAAGAAAGUUUGAGUCUGCAGUUAAGUAUUUACCGGAAGAUAUGAGAAGCGCUGUUGAAUUAGAAUUAAAAUACUGUAAAGAUGAUAUUAAUCGAGAUAUUGACGACUUUAGCACUCAAUUAGAUAACGCAGUUAGUGGUGGAGAUCUAAAAGAAAUGAAAAAGGUUAUGCAAGAUAUUCAAUUAGAAGGUAUGUCGUCUAUUGCUCAGAAGGGCCGAGAACUGGUUCAGAAACAAGUACAAGAAAUUAUGGUGAAAAUAAAUCAAAACUUUGAGCAAGAUGAGAUUAGAGAAGCAUUAGCUAAUGCAAAACAACUGUAUGAUUAUAAAAUCGAGUUGGAGAAUGUUGUCGUCGAAAUUAGGCAACUUUAUUUAGAAAUACGACGUCAAUUAAGAAAAACGUUCGAAGACGCAUAUGUUAUAACAGAAUUGACACCUUAUUCGAAUAUGUUAGAAUUAGUAUCUUAUAAAACUGAAGAAUUAAAAAAUGAACUGAUUAAGAAAGAACUUAUCAAUGGCGAUAUAUUGAAAACGAAAGCACCGGAGACCGUCAGACUUUUACCAGAUAUACCUUGGCAUAUAAUCUAUUUGGAAAUAUGGUUGAAAGUCUUACGUUAUGAUGAUGCCUACGCAUUAUUACGAGAAGCAGAUCCGACAAAUGCUAUCAAUACUUUGCCAAUGUGUCCUGACAGUGGUACAUUGUGGUUAUUUUCCGAUAAUGAUGAUUCUAAGCAAGCGAAAGCUUACGUUUAUGACGGGUAUCAGAUGCAUCUGGAUAAACGACGAACCGAUCCACCCAUGAGCCAUAUAUUGAACAUGAACGAUAUUUUGCUUAUACAAAAGACAAGAAACGAGACAAUAGAUUUAAGAAAAUUGUUUUUCAGUUACAUAAAAGAUUGUACAGUCGUUGAAGAAACAUUAAUGGUCACACACAUCUAA